Molecule: messenger RNA, 2280 nt
Organism: Dioszegia hungarica
Lineage: Eukaryota; Fungi; Basidiomycota; Tremellomycetes; Tremellales; Bulleribasidiaceae
Product: SNF2 family N-terminal domain-containing protein
Exons: 10
Cellular component (GO): cytoplasm
Molecular function (GO): metal ion binding; ATP binding; ATP-dependent chromatin remodeler activity
Source: RefSeq, a predicted model, not a curated record
CUGCAAGAGUUCUUUCAAGACUCUUUGGCCUCGUUCAGCGACGAUCAAGACGUCGACAAGGCCCUGCAGACCCUCGGUCUCGCCAACAUGGACGCAAAAUUGCCCGACUUAUUGGUGACUCUUAUGCCGCACCAGAUCCUCGGCGUGGCGUUUAUGCUCGACAAGGAGAAGGAUAGAAGGUACCAGGGAGGGCUUUUGUGCGAUGCGAUGGGUUUGGGCAAAACUGUUCAGACCAUCGCCAUCAUCGUCAAGAACAAGAGCGUCGACCCUCGCGUCAAGACCACGCUGAUCGUCGCACCCCUGGCCGUGCUCAACCAAUGGAAGAGCGAGAUCGAAUCAAAGACCACCGAGGGUUUGCUGAAGGUCGGAAUUCAUCAUGGGGUUUCCAAGUACAAACUUGCCAAGGAAUUCAAGCAAUUCGACAUCGUCCUCACUACGUAUGGAACGCUCAUCUCUGACUUUGCCGAGACCAAGAAGAAGAAGAAGCGCCUUUACCCGUUGCCGGGCGGCGCCAACGAUUCAGACGAAGAGGAUGACGCGCCUCCCCCACCCGCUCGGAAGAAGGGUCCUUGCUUCCGCUUCCGCUUCUUCAGGAUCGUGCUCGACGAGUCGCACAUCAUCCGCAACAAGAGCACUCAAGCGUCUCGGGCUGUCGCAGACCUCGAUGCUAUCUAUCGAUGGAGUCUAAGCGGUACCAUCGUCAACAACUCCCUCGACGAUGUCUUCCCCCACCUCCGCUUCCUCUCCAUCAGUCCGCAAUCAGAGUGGAGUGAUUUCAAGAAGCAUAUCACCGACCGGGUGAAGAAGGCUCCUCGCUUGGCCGCCAACCGGACCCAGGCCAUCCUCAAGACCUGCAUGAUUCGCCGACACAAGGAAUCGGAACUCAACGGUCAGCGCCUGCUCAACCUGCCGCCCAAGGAGACCACGCAUGUGGAGCUCGACUUUGGGCCAGAGGAGCGGGCGAUCUACGACCAGGUAGAGCACCGGAUGAAGAUCAAGUUUGGGAACUUCCUCAAGCAAGGUACCGUCCUCAAAAACAUGAGUUGCGUCUUGACCAUGUUGAUGCGGCUCCGCCAACUCACUUGCCACCCCUGGCUCCUCCGGCGCAACCCCGGCGAUCCCGCCCACCCGGAAGACUUUGUGGUCUCGGACGAGGACUUGACGCUCUCGCUCAACGUCCCCGUCGUCAAUGCCGGAGAGGACUUUCUCAAGGCUGCAACGACGCUCGGUCCCGAAUGGGUAUUGUCCGUCUCGAAUAAGCUUAGAGAGCGGUACGAAUCGAUCCAGAAGGGCGACCAGCAAGCGGACGAUGGCGGGCACACGGACGAUGAUUGCGCUAUUUGCUUCGAACCCUUCGCCACCGAAACGCUGACCGAGUGCAAACACUCGUUCUGUUUCACCUGUAUCACUGGGUGGUUCACCAAUCCUCCCACUGCCGGCGGCGAUCUCACCGACGAGCAGGCGGCACGCGGCGCGCGAAAAUGUCCAUUUUGUCGCGAGGUCAUCGAGAGCACCAAGCUCUAUGCGGCGGCGGCUUUCUUUCAACCCGAGGUGGACAAGGAUCCUGAGGCGGGUAUGGAUGAGGGGUCCAGCGUUGUCCGCGCCGGCAAGCGCAAGUCUGAUGACGAGUUCCUUGCUGCCAGGCCGAAAUCAAAGAAGGACAAGAAGGGGAAGGGGAAGGAGCGUGCAGUCGAGGAAGAAGAGAUGGACGAGAUCACCAAUGUCCUGCCCAGCACCAAGAUGAAGGUUAUGGGGGAUCUCCUGGACGAGUACCUCGCCGAAGACGGCAUCAAGGUAAUCAUUUUCUCCGAGUUCGUCACAUACCUCAAGCUCGUUGAGGUAUUCCUCGACAACAAGGGCAUCAAGAACCGGAUCUACCACGGCGGUAUGAGGCAAUCCGACCGACUGGACGUCAUCCGAGAGUUCACCGGGGAGGUCAAGGACGAGAACUCGCCUCGCGUCAUGCUCAUCAGUCGGAAGGCGGGCGGUGCCGGUCUGAACUUGACUGCAGCUAGCAAGGUCAUCUCCCUCGACCUUGCUUGGAACGCCGCGUCGGAGAAUCAGGCAACCGACCGAGCACACCGUAUCGGCCAGACCCGCCCCGUCGACAUCCGUCGACUUAUCAUCAACGGUACGGUCGAGCAGCGUAUUCUGGCGUUGCAAGAGAAGAAGUCGGCAUUGGCGGACGGUGCGAUGGGAGAGGGAGCAGGUGGCAGGCUGGGUCGCUUGACGGUCCAGGACCUCAUGCGGCUCUUCGACUACAAUGCGGCGGAUGAUUAG